UUCAGCCCGUUGAAGGAUGCCCCGUUGGGUAUCUAGCUAUAUGUACCAGAGACACCUCAAACUCAACAUGUCCAGAAAUGAACACAGUAUCUUUUUCCUUUGAAUAACUCGCCUUGUGUAAAUAAUCGGGGUGAAUGUCCCAGCAAUGCCAACGAGCUAGCUUCUACUCAGGCAGGUACAUCAGACACCUGAAUCUUAAUACCUCAUCUUCCCUCCUCAAUCUGUCACUAGGUCCUAACUUUAUUUCCUACCUUUCCAUCCCUUGCUCAUAAUCAUCAGCACCACUGCCUUAAUUUAGGUCCUAUAAUUUCUUGUCUGGAUUAUUUCAAGACUCUUUUGCCCCUCUCAAGUCUGACCUUGUCAUAGAUUGUGGAUGACUGUUUUUCCUGCAACAUCUCCACCUCCCAAUAGUCUCCAUCACUUAUUAGCCAUAUGCACUUUGGCAAAUUGCUUAAUCUACCUGUGCCUCACUUUCCUUAUUUGUAAAGUGGAAGUAAGAGUACCCACCUCAUAGGGUUGUGUGAUUAAUCAUGCAGCAGAACAGUGCCUAGGAUAUGAAAGUGCUCAAAAGUGUUACAUUAUUAUUAUAAUUACUAUUAUUGCCUUUUCACGAACAUACCUGUUUGUAUGUUCAAGCUGUUAUCUCUACUGGAAAAUUCUUCUCCAUUUCUAAUACUCUUUCCAAAACCCCCUCCUGGGUUUUACUGCACCCACCACUGUGUACUGACAUGAUUGAAUGAUUGGCUUAUGGGACUGAGCCUUUCUACCAGACUUAACUUCUUCAGGGCCGGAACUCUGAAACGUAGAACGUGUCCAAUAAAAGUUGGCUCAGCUGAAACCCUAAGGAUAAACUCCAGCCACGGCGAAAGGCGCGGCCCCGCCCGAUUCGGGGGCGGGGCGGGGAGCCCUGCGCGGAGGGUGGGCGGCUGGGGGUGGGGUGGGACUCUUUUUCCUCGCCGUGGCGGCGGAGGCGCACGGCGUGGGCUUGCGGCGAGACGGCGUCGUCGGAGGCUGAAAAAGCCCGAGGUGCUGCCGUUGCCCGUACAACUCGGACGAGCUGUCGCCCGAGCUGCGUCUGCACGGGUCUCGGGCCGAGCGGAGCCCGCAGCCUCGGUCCCAGAGCCCACCCUGCCCUCGGUCCUGCCCAGCCUGCGGUGAUGGAGCCGGCCACCGCGCUGCACCCGGGCCCGCGCCCGGCGCUGCCCCUCGGGGGCCCGGGCCCGCUGGGCGAGUUCUUGCCUCCCCCCGAGUGCCCGGUCUUCGAGCCCAGCUGGGAAGAGUUCGCGGACCCCUUCGCUUUCAUCCACAAGAUCCGGCCCAUAGCCGAGCAGACUGGGAUCUGUAAGGUGCGGCCGCCGCCGGAUUGGCAGCCACCAUUUGCAUGUGAUGUUGAUAAACUUCAUUUUACGCCACGUAUCCAGAGACUGAAUGAAUUGGAGGCUCAAACUCGUGUAAAAUUGAAUUUCUUGGACCAGAUUGCAAAGUACUGGGAGUUACAGGGAAGUACUCUGAAAAUUCCACAUGUGGAGAGGAAGAUCUUGGACUUAUUUCAGCUUAAUAAGUUAGUUGCAGAAGAAGGUGGAUUUGCAGUUGUUUGCAAGGAUAGAAAAUGGACCAAAAUUGCUACCAAGAUGGGGUUUGCUCCUGGCAAAGCAGUGGGCUCACAUAUCCGAGGACAUUAUGAACGAAUCCUCAACCCCUACAACUUAUUCCUGUCUGGAGACAGCUUAAGGUGUUUACAGAAGCCAAAUCUGACCACAGACACCAAGGACAAGGAGUACAAACCCCAUGAUAUUCCCCAGAGACAGUCUGUGCAGCCCUCGGAAACAUGCCCCCCAGCCCGACGAGCAAAACGCAUGAGAGCAGAGGCCAUGAAUAUUAAAAUAGAACCCGAAGAGACAACAGAAGCCAGAACUCACAACCUGAGACGUCGAAUGGGUUGUCCAACUCCAAAAUUUGAAAGUGAGAAAGAAACGAAGAGUAGCAUCAAGCAAGAACCCAUUGAGAGGAAAGAUUAUAUUGUGGAAAAUGAGAAGGAAAAGCCCAAGAGUCGAUCUAAAAAAGCCACCAAUGCUGUGGACCUCUAUGUCUGCCUCUUAUGUGGCAGUGGCAAUGAUGAAGACCGGCUACUGUUGUGUGAUGGCUGUGAUGACAGUUACCAUACCUUUUGCUUGAUCCCACCUCUCCAUGAUGUUCCCAAGGGAGACUGGAGGUGUCCUAAGUGUUUGGCUCAGGAAUGUAGUAAGCCACAAGAAGCAUUUGGCUUUGAACAAGCAGCCAGGGACUAUACUCUCCGUACUUUUGGGGAAAUGGCAGAUGCAUUCAAAUCUGAUUACUUCAACAUGCCAGUCCAUAUGGUUCCCACAGAGCUUGUUGAAAAAGAAUUUUGGAGACUGGUAAGCACUAUUGAGGAGGAUGUCACAGUGGAAUAUGGAGCUGACAUUGCCUCAAAGGAAUUUGGCAGUGGCUUUCCUGUCCGAGAUGGGAAGAUCAAACUCUCACCCGAGGAAGAGGAGUAUCUUGAUAGUGGCUGGAAUUUGAACAACAUGCCAGUGAUGGAGCAGUCUGUCCUUGCACAUAUUACUGCUGAUAUAUGUGGCAUGAAACUUCCUUGGUUGUAUGUGGGAAUGUGCUUUUCUUCAUUCUGUUGGCAUAUUGAAGACCACUGGAGCUAUUCAAUUAACUACUUGCAUUGGGGUGAGCCAAAAACUUGGUAUGGAGUCCCAGGGUAUGCUGCUGAGCAGCUAGAAAAUGUCAUGAAGAAACUAGCUCCAGAGCUCUUUGUGUCGCAGCCGGAUCUCCUCCAUCAGCUGGUGACCAUUAUGAACCCCAACACCCUGAUGACUCAUGAAGUGCCUGUUUACCGAACUAAUCAGUGUGCUGGAGAGUUUGUGAUUACAUUUCCAAGAGCCUACCACAGUGGUUUUAACCAGGGUUUUAAUUUCGCUGAGGCUGUUAAUUUCUGCACGGUUGAUUGGCUGCCGUUAGGCCGACAGUGUGUGGAGCAUUAUCGCUUGCUUCAUCGAUAUUGUGUGUUUUCCCACGAUGAGAUGAUCUGCAAGAUGGCUUCCAAGGCUGAUGUACUAGAUGUUGUAGUGGCUUCAACUGUUCAAAAAGACAUGGCCAUUAUGAUUGAGGAUGAGAAAGCUUUAAGGGAAACUGUCCGUAAAUUGGGCGUGAUUGAUUCAGAAAGAAUGGAUUUUGAGCUAUUGCCAGAUGAUGAACGUCAGUGUGUAAAAUGCAAAACUACAUGCUUCAUGUCUGCCAUCUCCUGUUCUUGUAAACCUGGCCUGCUUGUUUGCCUGCAUCAUGUAAAAGAAUUGUGUUCCUGUCCUCCUUAUAAAUAUAAAUUGCGGUAUAGAUACACACUGGAUGAUCUCUACCCUAUGAUGAAUGCAUUGAAACUUCGAGCAGAAUCUUACAACGAAUGGGCCUUGAAUGUGAAUGACGCUUUGGAGGCAAAGAUCAACAAGAAGAAAAGCCUUGUCAGCUUCAAGGCUUUAAUUGAAGAAUCUGAAAUGAAGAAAUUCCCAGACAAUGAUCUUUUGCGACACCUUCGCUUAGUCACACAGGAUGCAGAGAAGUGUGCCUCUGUUGCACAGCAAUUGCUUAAUGGCAAAAGGCAAACUAGAUAUCGAUCUGGUGGAGGGAAAUCCCAAACUCAGUUGACAGUGAAUGAGCUUCGGCAGUUUGUAACACAGUUGUAUGCUCUUCCAUGUGUCCUCAGUCAAACACCAUUGCUAAAGGAUCUCUUGAAUCGUGUAGAAGAUUUUCAACAGCAUAGUCAGAAACUACUCUCUGAGGAAAUGCCUAGUGCUGCGGAGCUGCAGGACUUGCUAGAUGUCAGCUUUGAAUUUGAUGUUGAACUUCCACAGCUUGCUGAGAUGCGUAUCCGUUUGGAACAGGCCCGUUGGCUGGAAGAGGUGCAGCAAGCUUGCCUUGACCCCAGCUCCCUUACUUUAGAUGAUAUGAGACGUCUCAUAGACCUAGGGGUAGGGCUGGCCCCAUAUUCAGCAGUGGAGAAGGCUAUGGCCCGGCUGCAGGAACUGCUCACAGUGUCAGAGCACUGGGAUGACAAAGCCAAGGGUCUCCUCAAGGCCAGGCCACGGCAUUCAUUGAAUAGCCUUGCUACGGCAGUAAAGGAGAUUGAGGAGAUCCCCGCCUAUCUGCCCAAUGGUGCAGCUCUGAAAGACUCAGUGCAGAGAGCCAGAGACUGGCUUCAGGAUGUAGAGGCCCUGCAGGCUGGAGGACGUGUGCCAGUGUUAGACACACUCAUAGAUCUUGUUACACGAGGCCGAUCUAUCCCGGUACAUCUGAAUUCUUUGCCAAGACUGGAAUCCCUAGUAGCUGAGGUUCAGGCAUGGAAAGAAUGUGCUGUUAAUACAUUCUUGACUGAGAAUUCUCCAUAUUCUCUCUUAGAGGUGCUGUGUCCUCGAUGUGAUAUUGGCCUUUUGGGAUUGAAAAGGAAGCAGAGAAAGUUAAAGGAGCCCUUGCCAAAUGGAAAGAAAAAAAGCACCAAAUUAGAGAGUCUGAGUGACCUGGAGAGAGCUUUAACUGAAAGCAAGGAGACUGCUUCAGCUAUGGCAACUCUUGGGGAAGCUCGCUUAAGGGAAAUGGAAGCCUUGCAGUCUCUCAGACUUGCCAAUGAAAGGAAAUUGCUCUCGCCUGUCCACGAUGUGGAUAUAAAAAUCUGCCUAUGUCAGAAGGCCCCAGCUGCCCCUAUGAUCCAGUGUGAACUCUGCAGGGAUGCUUUCCACACCAGUUGUGUGGCGGUACCCAGUAUUUCACAGGGCCCCCGAAUCUGGCUUUGUCCCCAUUGUCGGAGGUCAGAGAAACCUCCAUUAGAGAAAAUUCUGCCCCUGCUCGCCUCCCUGCAGCGUAUCCGAGUUCGUCUUCCUGAGGGAGAUGCACUUCGAUAUAUGAUUGAAAGAACCGUGAACUGGCAGCACAGAGCCCAGCAACUACUUUCAUCAGGGAAUCUUAAAUUUGUGCAAGAUCGAGUGGGCUCAGGACUGUUACAUAGCAGAUGGCAAGCCUCAGCAGGACAGGUGUCAGACACAAACAAGGUAUCUCAGCCCUCUGGCACAACAUCAUUUUCCUUGCCUGAUGACUGGGACAACAGAACCUCAUAUUUGCACUCUCCCUUCUCUACUGGAUGGAGUUGUAUCCCCCUCCACGGCGUUAGUCCAGACGUGAAUGAACUAUUGAUGGAAGCCCAGCUGCUCCAGGUAUCCCUUCCUGAAAUUCAGGAACUUUACCAGACUUUACUUGCAAAGCCAAGCCCUGCUCAGCAGACUGACAGAAGCUCACCAGUGAGACCCAGCAGUGAAAAGAAUGACUGUUGCCGAGGGAAGCGAGAUGGAAUUAACAGUCUUGAGAGAAAACUGAAGAGACGCCUGGAAAGAGAGGGCCUCUCCAGUGAGCGGUGGGAACGAGUUAAGAAAAUGCGGACCCCCAAAAAGAAGAAAAUCAAACUGAGCCACCCCAAGGACAUGAACAAUUUCAAAUUAGAGAGAGAGCGUAGCUAUGAAUUAGUUCGUUCUGCCGAAACUCAUUCCCUGCCCUCAGACACAUCCUAUUCCGAACAGGAGGACUCUGAGGAUGAAGAUGCCAUCUGCCCAGCUGUGAGCUGCCUGCAGCCAGAAGGAGAUGAGGUGGACUGGGUCCAGUGUGAUGGCAGCUGCAAUCAGUGGUUUCAUCAGGUCUGUGUUGGUGUCUCCCCAGAGAUGGCAGAGAAAGAAGACUACAUCUGUGUGCGCUGUACUGUGAAGGACGCACCAAGCCGAAAGUAAAAACACAAAAACAGAUACCCCCCCCCCACUACUUAAUGUAAUUCAGGACUCCAACCAAGAGGAUUUCUUCAAAUCUCAGCAAAGCUACAGGACUGGUACUCAAGCCAGCCUGUAAACGGUGCUAUUUCUAUUCCUUAUGGGAUCAUUUUUCCAGGACUCUUUGAAGAAAAGAAAAAACAACUAAAAAAAUUUUUGACACUUUUUGUAUUUUUUCCUUAAGAGCUGUUUGUGGUUGUUGAGGUUUGAAAAGCUGACUGUUUUUUGCAGGGGUUCCCACCAAUUUGGAAGGCAUUGAAGCUUGCACCUUUUCAUGUACAGCAUUAAAAUUUUACCUCUGUCUGGGAUUUACCAGCUUAAGAGUCCAACUCACUUCCAGGGCCCAGAAGGGCGCCCACCGGAAAUUCCAGUAAAUCCUCAUUUGAGGAGGCUCUCCCUUGUUUACUCCUUUACCAGAUUGGGGACAUUUUUAAGUUUUUCACUUUGGGGGGUUUUGUUUGUUUCUUCUUUUUCUUUAUCCACUUUUCUUUUUCCUGAUAGACUAGGUUUAUUUAUCUGAGCAAUAACUUCCGUGUUGGUUUCCGUGGCUGGAAUUAAAACAAAACAAAACAAACUUCCAAACAGUGUGUUGGUGCUUUAGCAACUGGUUGAUGUACAGAACACAAAUGUCUAGUUUCUAGUGUCACUGAUGAACUAGUGAUGUAGAAAAGAGACUUCUCUGUAAGUAAUUGCCACAGCUGUAUUUUGGCUUUCUCCCUGCCCCUUUCUUCUGCCCCUAUUUUUUGGUAGCUUGUAUCAAAUGUUACAGUUUAUAUUGUGGAAUAAAUCCUUCAUCCUAACAUAACACUAAAUGCUGAUUAUUUAGAGCCAUUAGAGCAUAGCUUCUUCUGCCCCUCUCCAGUAUGGGCUUACACAGCCAGAAGGGGUUGCUUGCUUUUGCUUCUGCCCAACCGAGUUGCAGUGGCAGUGGAUGUUAGCCUGCAAACAACAUUAGGGGAUUCUUCUUUUGUGUCCUGCUCUGUUUGGUGGACCAUAGGCCUACAGCCCUCACUAACAAAGAACCCCUCUGUCUUUAAGGACUAGAACCUGUCUUUAAAGCCGUGCUCCUUUUGCUAAAGCUUUCUCAGAAUGUUGGCAAAUCACUUCAAUCCUCAAAUCAGUGCUCCUUGUGUAAUGAUGCCAUUAUUAUAUUUGAAUUGACAGGAGAACUUGGUUUUAGGGUUAAGACGUUGGAAGGAAAUCUAAGGAACAUUAAUCUUCGUAGAGUUCCAGGUUUAGUAUAUGUCUUGAGAGGAGACUUGUGAAUUCCCAGGCUUUGCCUCCUGGUUCUCUUUCUCAUUUCUUUCUAACCAGCUGUCAUUACUGGCUAUGGAUAGCCUAUAGCUAUUUUCCUUGCUUUUCUUUUUUAAAGGGCUCUGUUCUGCAGUGGAGAAGACAUUCCGGUGAACAGAACAGACUUUUGCUUACUUUUUCCUAUUCUGUUGCCAAUAUUUGUUUUCCCCACAUUCUACAGCCAUAAACCUGAAGAUGAGUAAAUUGGUGGGUCUUUAAUAAAACAACAACAAAAACAGCAGUUUGUGAUAUAGCAGAGAUUUAAAUGUACUCUCCCCUUUUAUGCACUUCAAAAAAUUAAAUCUCUUUAAGAAUGA
This is a messenger RNA of Saimiri boliviensis boliviensis (Bolivian squirrel monkey), 7438 nucleotides long. RefSeq names its product lysine demethylase 5B (gene KDM5B). Gene Ontology annotation, cellular component: nucleus; chromatin. The record is from RefSeq and is a predicted model, not a curated record. Gene Ontology annotation, biological process: regulation of DNA-templated transcription; chromatin remodeling. Gene Ontology annotation, molecular function: DNA binding; histone H3K4me/H3K4me2/H3K4me3 demethylase activity. Lineage: Eukaryota; Metazoa; Chordata; Mammalia; Primates; Cebidae.